GUUAAGGAGGGUAUUGUUCUUCUCCCACUAUAUUUUUUUCCUUUGUUAAGAAAAACUCUUCUUCUAUGAAUUCUUCUUGUGGGUUGCCUCUUUCUCUCGGUCGCUCUCUAGCUAUGUAGGUUUUAGAAUCCAAUUAAAUCUAGAAGUACUCCAAUGCUUUUCAUUUCUUUCUGUCCUUAUUAAGUUCGGUGGAGACCCAAUCGAUCUCCGUUUUCCAAUAUAACAGUUAGUUUUUUUUUUUUUUCUUACAAUUUUUGGGUAUGAUGCAAGACGCAAUUGGUAUACCUGCUUGCUUUUCAUCUGGGGAAAAGCCGACAGAUGAUCCGGCCUCCGCCGUGACCAGGGCAGGUCAGAGCGUCUUCUUGUCUGCAUACAGAACAAAGGUUGCCAGUGAGUGCCGUUUGAUCACUAUCACAUGGUGCAAGAAUCUGUUACUCCACGGCCUCUGCAUCUCCGUCGAAGGACCGGAGGGAGAUAAUCAAUACAACUGCAAAGUUGAGCUGAAGCCAUGGUAUUUCUGGAGGAAACAAGGUUCCAAGCGGUUCAUAGUGGAAGGCAAGGCGGUGGAUGUCUUCUGGGACCUUAAGGCCGCCAGAUUCAAUGGAGAGACUGAGCCACAGUCGGAUUACUACGUAGCCGUUGUCUGUGAAGAUGAGGUUGUAUUGCUUCUUGGUGAUCUAAAGAAAGAUGCCUAUAGAAAGACAGGGUGCCGACCAUCGCUGAUAGAGCCGAGCUUGGUGUCAAGGAAGGAGCACAUAUUUGGUAAAAGGAAAUUCUCCACAAGAGUUAAAUUCCAUGAGAAGGGCGAGUUUCACGAGAUCUCCAUAGAGUGCAACAACAGCAAUGGUGGCAGUAGCAGCACCAACAAGAACGAUUAUAUUGGUGGGUUCGAUCUAGAAUUGGUGAUAAGGAUAGAUGGAAGGCAAGCCAUCCAUGUCAGGCACCUUCAAUGGAAAUUCAGAGGUAAUGAGUCCAUCUUUGUUGAUAAAGAUAGAGUUGAAGUGUAUUGGGAUGUUCACGACUGGUUGUUCAGUCCUGGUCUGAGGCAUGCAUUAUUCAUAUUCAAAACAAUCUCGUCGUCAUCCACAUCUUCAUCGUCGGCGACGUCGACACCAUCGUCUCCGCCGUCGUCAUCACUGUCAUCAACUCCGUUGUCAUCUCAAACGGAGGCUUCUGGUUCAGUAGAGAGAUACAACACAGGUGGGUCAUCUGGGUUUUGCUUGUUUCUAUAUGCAUGGAAGGUCGAAUAAACUAAAGUGGAUACAGAUGGGUGGUGAUGACGACACAGCACCAUUGUAUGGACAGGGAAGGGUUGCAGAUGCCGAGGGAAGUGGGCCUUCUAUUAUGUUUCGUAGCCAUGGUGGAUGGUGGAUGGUGGAGAUGAACUUGUGAAGAUUGGGGUUGUGUGGGUGGUUGAGACAGGUUGCAGAGAGAGGGAGAGCAGAUCGGCAGCAGAGCUAAGGCUAGGGUGGUCAUCACGUGGGACGACGAGGUGGGCCCGAAACCCCAAACAGAGAGAUUGGAUUGUAAAUUAGUUAUUACAGCUAAGUUUGAAUAACUAGACACCAUUCAUCAUUGGGAAGGACAGAUCGAUCGGAGAGCCAAACAGAUGAUUCCUCCAUCUAGAGAGGCAUCUCCUUCCCAUCAUGCUCAUGCAUGCAUCCACCCUUGAACUCGCUUUCGUUGACCGACCAAUUUCUUUGUAUUUUUCUUCUGCUGGUUAUGUAAUCUGAAUUUAACGUAAACGAAA
Nelumbo nucifera (sacred lotus) is the source of this 1750-nucleotide messenger RNA. RefSeq lists its product as uncharacterized. NCBI's taxonomy places the organism in Eukaryota, Viridiplantae, Streptophyta, Magnoliopsida, Proteales, Nelumbonaceae. The record is from RefSeq and is a predicted model, not a curated record.